Trichosurus vulpecula (common brushtail) is the source of this 1538-nucleotide messenger RNA. RefSeq names its product phospholipase A2 group X (gene PLA2G10). The transcript has 5 exons. Bases 107 to 607 code for a protein of 166 amino acids. Gene Ontology annotation, molecular function: phospholipid binding; calcium ion binding. Gene Ontology annotation, biological process: lipid catabolic process; arachidonate secretion; phospholipid metabolic process. The record is from RefSeq and is a predicted model, not a curated record. Lineage: Eukaryota; Metazoa; Chordata; Mammalia; Diprotodontia; Phalangeridae.
GAGCAGUUGAAGAGAGGUGUUUCUCAGACCCAGGCGCUUGAGCCAGACUUAUCUUGAGUUCAGCGGAUGGGGACCAAGGUGUUGAGGGACUGGGACCAGAAAGGGAAUGUCUGAACAGGAACUCAGCUACCCCAGCCCAGUGACUCCUCCCAGCUCAGACGAGAUGGAACUUCUCCCUCUGCUUCUACUGCUGCUCUUCACAACUGUUUCAGGGAAAUCCCAUGUGCAUAAGAGGGGACUCUUGGAGUUGGCAGGAGCUAUCAACUGUGCUACAAGCCGCUCAGCACUUGCUUUUAUGAGCUACGGCUGCUACUGCGGCAUUGGAGGAAGUGGUUGGCCCCGGGACAGAGCUGACUGGUGCUGCCAAAAACAUGAUUGCUGUUAUUACAAGGCUGAGAAGGCUGGUUGUUCCCCUAAGAUGGAACGCUAUAACUGGGAAUGCAGAGACCAGAGGGUGGAAUGUGGUGCCAACCUGAACAAGUGCCAAGAAAUGAUGUGCAAAUGUGACAAGGAAAUUGCCCACUGCUUGGCCACAGCAGAAUAUAAUGCAAAGUACAUUUUCUUCCUCCACCUACGUUGUGGAGAUAAGCAGCCGGAGUGUGACUGACGUACCUUGGAAAUUUUCUUUUUGAAUGCGGGUAUAUAAAAAUAAUUUUCCGUAAGCAAAAAACAGUAUCAGUGUUUAGUAAGGGUAAAAUAAAGGUUCUUACCUACUUCUCUCAUAGGCCUAAGGCAUGGACCCCAUCUAUUGCCAUGCUUCAUCUCAGCUGAAACCUAGCUGGAGGCCAUUUUCUUACUUUCACCCCACUGACAAAUCCAAGAAACCGAGCUGUUCUACUGUGAGAAUGGGAGGUUAAGCAAAUUCUUCCCGUUUUACCCAUAUUUUUAUUUUUUACUUAUAUUGUCCCCUUCUGGGAACAGUGACAAACCUAGAACUCAAUAAAGAUGGGGAUUUAAGUCAAAGGAGAUGGGCAAAGGUGGUAAGCAGGCCUAAUGUCAGAAGACAUGGGUUCUAAUACUUCUUAUCUCACUGUGUGGCCUGAGGUUUGGCAUCCUAUAAGACAAAAGCUUAAUUUCUUAAAUUCUGCUUUUGCAAUGGUAAAUUGGCCUUAUCCUCCAAUAUUUUUUAUGGAUUUCUCUUACCUUUAGAAAUUUUAGCUGGUAAACAUUUUUUACCCUGUUUACUCUAAGGAUCCCAAGCAGCUAGGUGGUGAGGUAGAUAGAAUGCUGCUCAGGAAGACCCGAGUUCAAAUCUGGCCUCAGACCCUUACUACCUGUGUUGACUUUGGGCAAGUCACUUAACUUCUGUCCAAAACAACAGCACCUGCUCUCAGGGUUGUUGUAAGGAUCAAAUGAGAAUAUUAUUUACAAAGUGCCUGGCACAAAAUAGGUGCUAUAUAAAUGGUAGCUAUUAUUAUGAGGGUUGAAAUGUCAUUGAAAGUUUAUAAGUAUAGUUUCCUGUUAGAACUGUAAGAAAUGGAGAUAGGGUACAGGCCAAGGACUACCUCUUUCUUCUAUUUCCAAGUUCUUGUAAUUAA